AUGACUAGCCAGUGUCUCCUGUUGUUCUCAGCCCUCCUCUUUAGUCUGGCCCAUGCAGAACAAAUCUUCCAACCUGGUCUGGUUCUGGAUAUGGCCAAGAUCUUAUUGGAUAAGUACUGCUUCCCAGAAAACCUAAUGGGGAUGCAAGAAGCAAUUAAACAAGCAAUCAAGAGUGGAGAGAUCUUGGAUAUCUCCGAUCCCCAAAUGCUGGCCAGCGUCCUGACGGCAGGUGUUCAGGGCUCUCUCAAUGACCCACGGCUGGUGAUCUCUUAUGAGCCCAGCACCCCCGAGGCUCCCCAGCAAGGCCCCAAAUUCACCGGCCUCACUCAGGAGGAACUACUCACCUUGCUCCAGCAAAUGAUCAAGUACCAGGUACUGGAGGGUAAUGUGGGUUACCUGAGAGUGGACUACAUCCCUGGCCAGGAGGUGGUAGAGAAAGUCGGGGAGUUCCUGGUGAAUGAUGUCUGGAAGAAGCUCAUGGGGACCUCUUCUCUGGUGUUGGAUCUCCAGCACAACACGGGAGGCGAAGUUUCAGGAAUCCCGUUUGUCAUUUCCUACCUACACCAGGGGGAUAAUCUGCUGCAUGUAGACACAGUUUAUGACCGGCCAUCAAACACCACCACAGAGAUCUGGACCCUGCCCCAGGUGCUGGGUGAGAGGUACGGUGGGGAGAAGGACGUGGUGGUCCUCACCAGCCAUCACACGGUCGGGGUAGCAGAGGAUAUUGCCUACAUCCUCAAGAAGAUGCGCCGGGCCAUUGUGGUGGGAGAGCAGACUCUGGGAGGGGCCCUAGAUCUCCGGAAGCUUCGUAUUGGUCAGUCAGACUUUUUCAUCACUGUGCCCGUGUCCCGUUCUCUGAGCCCCCUCAGUGGGGGGAGCCAGACGUGGGAGGGCAGUGGGGUGCUACCCUGUGUGGGGAUUCCAGCAGAAAAGGCCCUAGAGAAAGCCCUGGCCAUCCUCACCCUCCGCAGGGCGAGACCAGGAGCCAUUCAGCGUCUCAUGGAAGUCUUGCAGAAUUACUACACCCUGGUCGACAGAGUACCUGCCCUGCUCCAUCACCUUACUGCCAUCGACUAUUCCUCAGUGCUCACAGAGGAGGAUUUGGCUGCCAAACUCAAUGCAGGACUACAGGCUGUGUCCGAGGACCCCAGGCUCCUCGUACGGGUUCUGAGGCCUGAGGAAGCCGCGGCUGGGGCCGAACCUAGAGAGGAAGCUGCUUCCACUGCAUCCGUGUCAUUGCCUGAGGGUGAAUCCCAAAGGCAGGCCCUGGUAAACUCUGUGUUCCAGGUGUCAGUGUUGCCAGGUAACGUGGGCUAUCUGCGGUUUGACGAGUUUGCAGACUCCUCGGUCCUUGGCGCACUGGCUCCCUAUGUGCUACGACAGGUCUGGGAGCCCCUUCAGGACACGGAUCAUCUCAUCAUGGAUCUCCGCUACAACCCCGGAGGGCCUUCCUCAGCAGUGCCAUUGCUCCUGUCCUAUUUCCAGGACCCGGCAGCAGGCCCUGUUCGCCUCUUUGCCACCUACGAUCGCCAGACCAACCAAACACAGGAGUACCGCAGCCGGGCACAGCUGCUAGGCAAACCCUACGGAGCUCAGCGAGGGGUCUACCUGCUCACUAGCCACCAUACCGCCACAGCGGCAGAAGAGUUUGCUUUCCUCAUGCAGUCCCUGGGCCGGGCCACGCUGAUUGGAGAAAUCACCGCAGGCAGUCUCAUGCACACCCGUACCUUUUCUCUGCUGCAGCCUCCCGAUGGGAGCCUGGUUCUCACUGUGCCCAUUCUCACUUUCAUUGAUAACCACGGGGAGUGCUGGCUUGGAGGAGGAGUUGUACCCGAUGCCAUAGUCUUGGCUGAGGAAGCUCUGGACAAAGCCAAGGAGGUAAUAGAAUUUCACCAGAGGCUAGGGGCAUUGGUGGAAGGCACAGGACACCUCCUGGAGGACCAUUAUGCUCUCCCAGAAGUAGUUGGGCAGGCCAGCGCCUUGUUAAGAGCCAAGCUAGUCCAUGGGACCUACCGCACAGCUGUAGACUUUGAGUCAUUAGCAUCCCAACUCACCAGUGACCUGCAAGAGGUGUCUGGGGACCACCGUCUACAUGUAUUCCACGGUCCAGGGGAGCCAGUCCCUGAGGAAUUGUCCCCACCCCACAAAGGGGUCCCUUCCCCUGAGGAGCUGACUUACCUCAUCGAGGCCCUCUUCAAGACAGAGGUGCUACCUGGGCAGCUGGGCUACCUCCGCUUUGACAUGAUGGCGGAGGCAGAGACAGUGCGAGCCAUCGGGUCACAGCUGGUAGAGCUGGUAUGGGAGAAGUUGGUGAACACAGAAGCAUUGGUGGUGGACCUGAGGUACAACCCUGGGAGCUACUCCACCACUGUGCCCCUCCUCUGCUCCUACUUCUUCGAAGCUAAGCCCCGUAAGCACCUGUAUACCAUCUUUGAUCGGGCAACCUCCCAGGUCACAGAGGUUUGGACUCUGCCUCAGGUGGCUGGAGAGCGUUACGGUUCCCAGAAAGACCUGUACAUCUUGAUCAGCCACACCAGUGGUUCUGCAGCUGAGGCCUUUGCUCACACCAUGAAGGACUUGCAUCGGGCCACAGUCAUCGGUGAGCCCACAGCAGGAGGGGCCCUUUCAGUGGGCAUUUACCAGGUGGGUAACAGCCCCCUUUAUGCUUCCAUGCCCACCCAAGUGGCCAUCAGCCCAGUCACUGGCAAAGCCUGGGAUAUGGCUGGGGUUGAGCCUGAUGUCAGCGUGCUGGCAAGUGAGGCCCUCAUCACCACCCAGGGCAUUGUUGCCCUUCGUGCCAAGGUGCCCACCAUUCUACAGACAGCUGGAAAGCUUGUUGCUGAUAAUUAUGCCUCCCCAGAGGUGGGGUCCAGAGUGGCAGCAAAGCUGGCAAGACUCCAGACCCAGUAUGGGCAAGUCAUCUCAGAAGGGGAACUGGCUGACAUGUUGGGGGCAGAUCUGCAGACUCUUUCUGGAGAUAGACACCUGAAGACCGCCCAUAUCCCAGAGGACUCCAAGGACCGCAUCCCUGGGAUUGUUCCCAUGCAGCUUCCUUCUCCUGAAGCCUUUGAAGAUCUGAUCAAGUUUUCCUUCCAUACCAAUGUGUUUGAGGGCAACAUCGGCUACCUGAGGUUUGACAUGUUUGGAGACUGUGAGCUGCUCACCCAAGUCUCUGAUCUCCUGGUAGAGCACGUCUGGAAGAAGAUCGUGCGCACGGAUGGGAUGAUUAUUGACAUGAGGUUCAACAUAGGAGGUCCCACCUCCUCCAUCUCGGCUCUGUGCUCCUACUUCUUUGAUGAAGGUCAAAAGAUCCUUCUGGACCGGAUCUACAACAGACCCAAUGCUUCCAUCAGUGAAAUCUGGACACAGCCUCAUGUUGCAGGUGAACGAUAUGGUUCCAAAAAGAGCGUGAUCAUUCUCACCAGCAGCAUGACAGCGGGUGCUGCAGAAGAGUUUGUAUACAUUAUGCAGGGGCUCAGGAGGGCUUUGGUCAUUGGGGAAGUGACCAGCGGUGGCUGCCAACCCCCACAGACCUACCAUGUGGAUGACACUGACCUCUACAUCACCAUCCCUACUGCCCAAUCAGUUGGCUCUGGAGACAGACCCUCCUGGGAGGGAGUAGGAGUGGCCCCUCAUGUGGAGGUUCCAGCUGACCAAGCCCUAAGCAAAGCCAAGGAGAUGUUCACCCAUCAUUUGCAGAGGGCAAAAUAG
This is a messenger RNA of Vombatus ursinus (common wombat), 3711 nucleotides long. RefSeq names its product retinol binding protein 3 (gene RBP3). NCBI's taxonomy places the organism in Eukaryota, Metazoa, Chordata, Mammalia, Diprotodontia, Vombatidae. The coding region runs from base 1 to 3711 and encodes 1236 amino acids. Gene Ontology annotation, biological process: proteolysis. The transcript is spliced from 4 exons. Gene Ontology annotation, molecular function: serine-type peptidase activity. The record is from RefSeq and is a predicted model, not a curated record.